Molecule: messenger RNA, 1671 nt
Organism: Arxiozyma heterogenica
Lineage: Eukaryota; Fungi; Ascomycota; Saccharomycetes; Saccharomycetales; Saccharomycetaceae
Gene: ATP2
Product: F1F0 ATP synthase subunit beta
Exons: 1
Coding region: 1-1671 (556 amino acids)
Biological process (GO): proton transmembrane transport; proton motive force-driven mitochondrial ATP synthesis
Molecular function (GO): proton-transporting ATP synthase activity, rotational mechanism; ATP binding; ATP hydrolysis activity
Source: RefSeq, a predicted model, not a curated record
AUGGUAUUGCCAACUGUAUACCGUGCUACUAGUGCUUCCUCUAAGACUGCAUUAAAGGCCAUUAGUGCUCGUUGUUUUAGUUCUUUAACUAAUUCUUCUAGAAUGGUCCCAAUUAGAAAUCUGUGCGUUUUUAACUUGGCUCAAAAGAAGAAGAGAUUUGCUAUCGACACUACCCUAAAGAGAGGGUUGGCUACUCAAUCCAACGCUAGUGCCUCCUCCUCCUCUUCUUCUUCUGCCGCAACUAACGCCCCUAUUGCUUCUGGUAAGAUUAAGGCUGUUAUCGGUGCUAUCGUCGAUGUUCAAUUCGAUCAAGCUAAUCUACCUGCUAUUCUAAACGCUUUGGAAGUAAGAAACCCAACCGGUGGUAAAUUGGUUCUAGAAGUUGCUCAACACUUGGGUGAAAACACAGUUAGAACUAUUGCCAUGGAUGGUACUGAAGGUUUGGUCCGUGGUGAAGAAGUCAUAGAUACUGGUGCCCCAAUCUCUGUUCCUGUAGGUAGAGAAACCUUGGGUAGAAUCAUCAAUGUUAUUGGUGAACCAAUCGACGAAAGAGGUCCAAUCAACUCUAAAUUGAGAAAACCAAUCCACACCGAUCCACCAACCUUUGCCGAACAAUCGACUACUGCAGAAAUCCUGGAAACUGGUAUUAAAGUCGUCGACCUUCUAGCUCCUUAUGCAAGAGGUGGUAAGAUCGGUCUAUUUGGUGGUGCAGGUGUCGGUAAGACCGUUUUCAUCCAAGAGUUGAUCAACAACAUCGCUAAGGCACAUGGUGGUUUCUCCGUUUUCACCGGUGUCGGUGAGAGAACCAGAGAAGGUAACGAUUUAUACCGUGAAAUGAAGGAAACUGGUGUUAUCAAUCUGGAAGGUGAAUCAAAAGUCGCUUUGGUCUUCGGUCAAAUGAACGAACCACCAGGAGCUAGAGCCAGAGUCGCCUUGACUGGUUUGACCAUUGCUGAAUAUUUUAGAGAUGAAGAAGGUCAAGAUGUCUUGCUUUUCAUUGACAACAUUUUCAGAUUCACACAAGCUGGUUCGGAAGUCUCUGCUUUGCUAGGUCGUAUCCCAUCUGCCGUCGGUUAUCAACCAACUUUGGCCACUGAUAUGGGUCUUUUACAAGAAAGAAUUACUACUACUAAAAAAGGGUCCGUCACCUCUGUUCAAGCCGUCUAUGUCCCUGCAGAUGAUUUAACUGAUCCUGCUCCAGCCACCACAUUCGCCCACUUAGAUGCUACCACGGUUUUAUCAAGAAGUAUCUCCGAAUUGGGUAUCUAUCCUGCUGUUGACCCAUUAGAUUCCAAAUCUAGAUUAUUAGAUGCUGCUGUUGUCGGACAAGAGCAUUAUGAUGUUGCUACAAAGGUUCAAGAAACUUUACAAACUUACAAAUCUUUACAAGAUAUCAUUGCCAUUUUAGGUAUGGAUGAAUUAUCAGAACAAGAUAAAUUAACCGUCGAAAGAGCCAGAAAGAUACAAAGAUUCUUGUCUCAACCAUUUGCUGUCGCUGAAGUCUUCACCGGUAUUCCAGGUAAACUGGUCAGAUUAAAGGAUACAAUUGCUUCCUUCAAGGCUGUUUUGGAAGGGAAAUAUGAUGACAUCCCAGAGAACGCUUUCUAUAUGGUCGGUGGUAUCGAAGAUGUUGUUGCUAAAGCAGAAAAAUUAGCUGCUGAAGCUAAAUAA